AUGAAUGGUGAUUUGGAGUGUUACUCACUUUGCUUCUGUUCCUGCACUCACCUCCAACAGUGGAGGUACAGGGAGCAGUAUGAACGAGCCAAGGACAAGUUCACCUCCAUCCUGGAGACACCAGAGUACGAGGCUCACAGACGCAGCAAGAAGAUCGGUGAUAUCAUCUACAGGAUGGAGUACAACAAGACCAAGGCCAAGGGCUACACCCUGCCUUAUGACACUCCACACCAGCUGCACAUGAAGAAGGUCAAGGAGAUCACCAGCAACCUGAAGUACAAAGAGGUUUACGAGAAGAGCAAAGCUCAGAUCAACAUGGACCCAGAGGCUCAUUCGAUCCGUGCCGCCAAGGAGGCUUAUAGGAACAUCACCAAC
Messenger RNA from Cynoglossus semilaevis (tongue sole), 375 nucleotides. Its product is annotated as nebulin-like. NCBI's taxonomy places the organism in Eukaryota, Metazoa, Chordata, Actinopteri, Pleuronectiformes, Cynoglossidae. Gene Ontology annotation, cellular component: Z disc. Gene Ontology annotation, molecular function: actin filament binding. The record is from RefSeq and is a predicted model, not a curated record. Gene Ontology annotation, biological process: cardiac muscle thin filament assembly. The transcript has 3 exons. The annotation marks the transcript as partial.